This is a messenger RNA of Hippocampus comes (tiger tail seahorse), 1030 nucleotides long. RefSeq names its product putative gustatory receptor clone PTE01. Gene Ontology annotation, molecular function: G protein-coupled receptor activity; olfactory receptor activity; odorant binding. Gene Ontology annotation, cellular component: membrane. The record is from RefSeq and is a predicted model, not a curated record. The transcript has a single exon. Gene Ontology annotation, biological process: detection of chemical stimulus involved in sensory perception of smell; G protein-coupled receptor signaling pathway. The coding region runs from base 69 to 1013 and encodes 314 amino acids. NCBI's taxonomy places the organism in Eukaryota, Metazoa, Chordata, Actinopteri, Syngnathiformes, Syngnathidae.
AUGCUGCAAUUACAAUCUGUUUUUUCCCUUUCUCUUUUCACAGGCGUGGUGUCAAGUAACAGGUUGUUAUGAAUCCCGAGUGUGUUGGGUGUGUAAGGAUGCCAAACCAAACGCUGUUUCCUUACUUUAACCUCACCAUGUUCAUGAACAUCGGGCCAUACCGCUACCCGGCGUUGGCCUCAUUUUUCCUCCUCUACCUCUUCAUCGUGUGCGCCAACUUGGCCAUCGUGCUGACGAUCUGCCGCGAAAAGAACCUUCACGAGCCCAUGUACAUAUUCAUCGCCUGCUUGUCCUUCAACGCCCUGUACGGCUCCACGGGCUUCUUCCCCCGCUUCCUGCUGGACCUGGCGUCCGACACGCACCUGAUUUCGCGGGCCGCCUGCUUCACGCAGAUCUACUUCAUCUACACGUACGGAUGCAACGAGAUGACCACGCUGUGCGUCAUGGCCUACGAUCGCUUCCUGGCCGUGUGCCACCCGUUGCACUACCACAGCAGGAUGACGGUGAAAAAGGCCCUGACCCUGGUCGGUCUGGCCUGGCUCUUACCUCUCAUCUUUCUCACCACGCUUAUCUACCUGUCGGCAACGCUGCCCCUGUGCGGCAACGAGAUCCAGAAGGUGUUCUGCGCCAACUGGAAUGUCGUCAAGCUGUCGUGCGUGCCCACGGUGGUCAACAACGUGGUGGGCAUGUUCAUGAGCAUCUUUACCGUUUUCAUCCCGUUGGCCUUCGUCCUCUACACGUACACGCGCAUCAUGAACGCCGCGUGGAGACGAUCGGCCAAAUUCAAGGGCAGAGUAUUCCAGAGCUGUUUGCCACACAUGGUCUCCUUUAUCAUUUAUUCCAUCACUGCGUUUUGUGAUAUUGCGCUCAGCAGACAAAGUGCGGAGGAGAUGAACCCCUUCGUUGCCAUCAUGUUAUCUCUCGAGUUUGUGGUUAUUCCGCCGCUUCUCAAUCCCCUGGUGUACGGUAUGAAGCUAUCAUAUAUACGCAGGCACAUCUUCAAGAUGCUGUGAGAUCGUGCCGAAGAAUA